AUGUCAGAAUUUGUGGAAGCUCAAGAAACUUCUUACAUAUUGAUCAGAGUUUUAGGAAAGGGAGCAUUUGGCGAGGCUGUCCUGUACAAGAAGACAGAGGAUAACAGUUUGGUUGUGUGGAAAGAAAUAAAUUUGUCCAAUUGUGGAGAUAAGGAGAGAAGAGAUUCUCAAAAUGAAAUUGAUAUUUUAUCACUUAUGGACCAUGCCAAUAUUGUAUCCUACUAUAAUCAUUUUAUUGAUGGUGAUACAUUGUUUAUUGAGAUGGAAUAUGCUAAUGGUAUGUAA
Lottia gigantea (owl limpet) is the source of this 285-nucleotide messenger RNA. RefSeq lists its product as hypothetical. Gene Ontology annotation, biological process: protein phosphorylation. The record is from RefSeq and is a predicted model, not a curated record. The coding region runs from base 1 to 285 and encodes 94 amino acids. The transcript has 2 exons. Lineage: Eukaryota; Metazoa; Mollusca; Gastropoda; Lottiidae. Gene Ontology annotation, molecular function: protein kinase activity; ATP binding.